ACGCAAGAUCCGUUCGUUCAUUUCCCGAAAGGGUAAUAUAAGCUUCGAUGUUAAGUCGCGCGACUUCAUUUAGUUUAAAGAUACGGUCAAGGUAACAUCAUACUCUGUUUAUCAAAAUAUCGCUAUUUACACAGCAUUCAAAUUAUCGUGCCAGCUUUGUUUAGUAUCAAUCGAAGUCGAAGCCAGCAUAAAGUGAGAGUGAAGAAAUUAAAUAACGAAUAUGGCGCGUCAACCUCCAAAAUACGAAGUUCUACCCGAGGAGAAGACAAAAGAGAUGCUAAAAUUAUUUAAGGGAGAGAGAACUGGUUGGGUGCAAGUAGGCUCGCAAAAAUGGUUUUUCCCUUACCGGUAUACGGAACAAGGUGCCGGAUUCUAUAAUUUUGAAGCCAGGCCAGAUGACACUUGGAUAGUAACUUAUCCGAGAUCUGGCACUACAUGGACGCAAGAGCUGGUCUGGCUACUGUCAAACAAUUUGGAUUUUGAAACAGCGGGAAAGCAAUAUCUUACUGAGAGAUUUCCUUUUCUCGAAUUCAGUAUGCUCCAUCAUCCUGAACUGACAAAAGAGUUGUUAGAAAUGAACAAAGAUAACACGGCGAAAGAAUACUGCCUGGAAUUAGCCAAACCCGGUUACGAGGUCGUCGCGUCAAUGCCGUCGCCCAGAUUCAUCAAAACUCACUUUCCAUUCAGCUUGCUUCCAGGAAUCUUGGAUGUCGGUUGUAAGAUUAUCUACGUAGCUCGCAAUCCGAAGGACGUUGCAGUCUCGUGGUAUCAUUUGCACUUGACGAUCACGAUUCAAGAAUUUCUCGGCGAUUUCACUACCUUUUGGGAUUACUUCGAGAAUGACCUUACGUUCUGGAGCCCUUAUUGGACACAUUUGAAGGAAGCCUGGGCCCUGAAGGAUCAUCCGAAUGUUCUAUUUUUGUUUUACGAAGAGAUGCAACAUGAUUUCCUGAAAACAAUCAAGAAAGUUGCAAAAUUUUUGAACAAAACAUAUACCGAUGAACAGUUAAGCAAGCUGGUAGAUUACUUGGAUAUUAAAAACUUCCGCGACAAUAAGAUGGUCAACAAUGUCGAUCUGAAGAAUAUAGGCGUUAUGAAGAUUGGGGAUUUUAUCAGGAAAGGUCGCAGUGGUGAAUGGAAGGAAGUCUUUACUCCUGAGAUUGCUGCUAGAGCAGACAAAUGGAUCGAAACGAAUCUGAAGGAUACGGAUUUGCGUUUUCCGGUUUUCAACCAUGAUAUAUAAAUUAAAAUAAUUAAUUAAAAUUAAAAUUAAUAUAAAUAAUUAUAAUCGACAAUUAAGUGAAAAGUAAUAUCGGUAAAAUCUCUAUAAAAGAUACCGACAUUCAGCAAAGAUCGAUCGUUGGAUUCAUCUUUGAUACGUCAAAUGAAAGAAAGGCGUAAAUGAAAUCUUUUCCUAAUCUGAAAAAUAAAAAUGAUACGAUAAUAAUUUGU
Molecule: messenger RNA, 1452 nt
Organism: Harpegnathos saltator (Jerdon's jumping ant)
Lineage: Eukaryota; Metazoa; Arthropoda; Insecta; Hymenoptera; Formicidae
Product: estrogen sulfotransferase
Exons: 6
Coding region: 221-1243 (340 amino acids)
Molecular function (GO): sulfotransferase activity
Source: RefSeq, a predicted model, not a curated record